UACAAAUCUUUUGAGUUUUAGUGACGUGUAAGAAAAUUCCAGUCGGUGUCCUCAGUAAUCUUCGAUUUUCUGCAUUUUUUCGCGUGAAAAUCCCCGUGGAAAGUGUGAAAAAGUGUUGAAAAGAUUGAAAUGAGUUCGUUCAAACGUGAUAAGAAAGAGGAGGAGGAUGGUGGUGGAAAUCCCUUCCAGAAUCUCGAGAAGACUGCGGUUCUCCAGGAGACGAGAUCCUUCAAUGAGACACCCGUGAAUGCCCGGAAAUGUACGCAUAUUCUCACCAAGAUCCUCUAUCUCAUCAAUCAGGGAGAGCAAUUGGCUGCUAGGGAAGCAACAGAUUGCUUCUUUGCCACCACCAAGCUCUUCCAGUCCAAGGAUGUCAUCUUGCGUCGGAUGGUUUAUUUGGGAAUAAAGGAACUGAGUUCCACGGCUGAUGAUGUGAUCAUCGUGACCAGUUCCCUCACCAAGGACAUGACAGGUAAGGAGGAUCUGUAUCGAGCUGCUGCCAUCAGGGCUCUGUGUAGCAUCACGGAUGCAACGAUGCUCCAGGCUGUGGAGCGCUACAUGAAGCAGUGCAUUGUGGACAGGAAUGCUGCUGUAUCCUGUGCAGCCCUGGUCAGUUCGCUCCAUCUGACCUCGACGGCUGGAGAUGUGGUGAAAAGGUGGGCCAAUGAGGCUCAGGAAGCCCUGAACAGUGACAAUAUCAUGGUUCAGUACCAUGCUCUUGGGUUGCUCUAUCACAUCCGGAAGUCCGAUCGAUUGGCCGUGUCGAAGUUGGUGAAUAAAUUGACAAGGCAGAGCCUCAAGAGUCCUUAUGCCGUGUGCAUGGUGAUCCGGAUUGCGUCUAAGCUGAUCGAGGAGGAAGAUCAGAGCACUGGAGGACUUCAGGAUUCGCCUCUGUUUGAAUUUAUUGAAUCAUGCCUGCGACACAAGAGCGAGAUGGUCAUCUACGAGGCUGCCCAUGCUAUUGUCAAUCUCAAACGGACAGGUCCCAGGGAGCUGGCGCCGGCUGUCAGUAUCCUGCAGCUCUUCUGUGGCUCCCCAAAGGCCACGCUGAGAUUCGCAGCUGUCCGGACGAUGAACAAAGUCGCCAUGCAGCAUCCGGCAGCAGUGACAGCGUGCAAUCUCGACCUCGAGGGCCUCAUAACCGAUUCCAAUCGCUCAGUCGCCACCCUGGCCAUCACAACGCUCCUCAAGACCGGAGCUGAGAGUUCCGUGGAGCGACUGAUGAAGCAGAUAGCCACCUUUGUCGCUGAGAUUUCCGAUGAAUUCAAAGUGGUUGUCGUCCAAGCUAUCCGAGCCCUCUGCUCCAAAUUCCCACGGAAGCAUCCGGUUCUCAUGAACUUCCUCAGUGGGAUGCUCCGGGAGGAAGGUGGCCUGGAGUACAAGACAUCCAUCGUGGACACAAUCAUCACGAUCAUCGAAGAGAAUCCCGAUGCCAAGGAAGCCGGGCUCUCCCAUCUCUGUGAAUUCAUCGAGGAUUGCGAACACACUUCCCUGGCCGUGAGGAUCCUCCAUUUGCUGGGCAAGGAAGGACCCUUCUCCAAGGCCCCUUCACGCUACAUUCGCUUCGUCUACAAUCGCGUCAUCCUGGAGAAUGCAACUGUCCGGGCAGCUGCAGUCUCGGCCAUGGCUCAGUUCGGUGCUGCCUGUCCGGACCUCUUACAGAACAUUCUAGUGCUCCUCAAUCGCUGCCAAAUGGACACGGAUGACGAGGUGCGCGAUCGUGCAACUUACUAUCUGACAAUCCUAAAAGCCUCCGACAUGAACCUGUCAAAAUCCUACGUUUCUCACGACAUGCAACUGUCCCUGCCACUGCUCGAGAAAGCCCUCAAGGAGCACCUCAAUGGCUCCCUCACUGACCGCUUCGACCUCAGUAUCGUGCCCAAUACGGCUCCUGUCCAGGAAGAGACCCACAACGAUGCCAUGAUCGUCACAAACAGUGUCCCUAAGGCUCCCAAAAUCACCCGAGAGGAAGCCAAUGCCGAAAAAUUGUCGCAGAUUCCGGGGAUUCAACGCCUGGGUCCCCUUCACAAGUCCUCAUUUCCCGUUCAGCUCACGGAAAGCGAGACGGAGUAUACGGUUUCCUGCAUAAAGCAUUGCUUCGCUCACCACAUGGUCUUUCAGUUCGAUUGUGUAAAUACACUAUCUGAUCAAUUGUUGGAAAAUGUUCGAGUGGACCUUGUGCUUCCGGAAGGAUUCAUUGCUCGUGCCGUGAUACCGUGCACAAAAUUGCCAUAUAGCGAAGUUGGCUCAACUUAUGUUAUUGUGGAGUUUCCCAACGAUGUACCGAGUUCUGUGGCAACACUCUGUGCAACACUGAAAUUUAUUGUGAAGGACUGUGAUCCGGCCACUGGUCAGCCAGAUUCACAUGAAGGCUACGAUGAUGAAUAUAUUCUGGAGGAUCUGGAGAUCACGCUGGCUGAUCAGGUGCAGAAGGCGAAGAAGAGCAAUUUUGGCGCAGCAUGGGAUGCAGCUGACACUGAAGAUUGGGUAGAAGCUGAAGAUACUUAUGCACUCUCAGCGGUUAAUACACUACAGGAGGCCGUCAAUACAAUUUUGAAAUUCCUGGGAUUGAGUGCAGCCAGUAUGUCGGAGAAGGUGGCCGAAGGAACGCAUACUCACACCUUACUCUGUUCAGGUAACAUUCCAUUUCUCUUAUUCAAUAUACUGUCUUUCAAUAAUUAUCGCCAUUUAUCACCAAUAUAUUCUUUAAUUCGCCUCUACGUUGCGCAUUAUUUGCGUAUAUUGGCUCAUGUACGUUGUUCAUUUGUGUUGUUAUUGACCACUGAAGAAGAAAAGACAACAAAAAAACACACAAACGUUAACCCAUGGAGUUAUUAUGUAAAUUUUUUGAAUCUAUGUAAAAAAAGGGGCGAGGGAGAGAGAGAGAAAUGUGCCGAUAAGAAAUUUUGAAAUACCUCAAAGCGGAUUUCGCAAGUUAUUCCAAAAUACACCGGUCAUUUUUUUUUGCUUAAGUGAAUAUUGUCAUUAUGAUAACGUCGAAGUUAUUUAUCGUGAAUUGAGUGUAUUGGAAAUUAGAGAGAAUUUAUACAGUAUGAUCAAUUUUUAUGCAAAUUCAAAACUGUUCAAUACUUUCGCACGUUUUACGAACGUCUUUUUUUUUGUAAUGUUUCGAGUGGCGAUGGGAAGAUUAAAGCUGGACUUGGUGAUACAUUCUGAGAUUUAUCUUAAAUGAAGAGGAAUUUUAAAUGGUGAAAAGCAAAAUAAAGAACUUUUUUUCAGGCUUACGAUUGGAACAAAAUUGAUUCUAAUCUGAUUUUUUUGGGAAUGUAUGUGACUUCUAUUUAAGUCUUAAUUGGCUUUUGGGUGGUUUUUGUAAUUAGUGUUUAAUGGCUUUUUCUCGCAAGUGUUUAAGUAAUCUUAAAUAUAAUUUGUCUUUUUUUUAUUUGUCGUCACAAGAAUUUCGCUUGAUUUUUGUGCUACAAAUUUAUAAUAUCCAUCUUUGACGAAGUUUAUAAAGAUUAAGGAGAUUGUCUUUGCAAAUUUUUGGGACAGAAAAGGAAAAGAAUAAGUUGCAUGUUUUAUCUCAGGACACUUCACAGCAAAGUGAAUUAAAAAUGGGGCAGUUUAGUAUGUUCUUCAUUUCAUAAAAUAUUAGUUGACCUGGAGAAAAAUGUAUUAAAAGUAAAAUUUUAAAAUUCUAAAUUUUUCAAAAAAAAAAAGAUGUGGCAAAGCGUCCCAGGCUUUGCAAAAUGAUUGAACGUGUGACUUCGAUGCUUUACUUUAAAUGUACUUUCGCAUCAUUUAUCGUUUAGUGUUUCUUAACUGAUUUGAACCGAUUUAUGAGUCAGUCAAAAGAUCCCACAAAAUAGUUUUAAAGAGUAAUAAAAUUGAUUUUCGGACAAAAAUUAUUUAUUCGUUCAUAACUGGUUCAUUACCGAUUCACGAUCGAUUUGAACCGAUCCGUAAAUCGCUUAAAAUAUCACCCAAAAUACGCCUUAUGAGUAAGAAAAUUGAUUUUCGGAUAAAAAAUAGAUACUGGUUAUGAACCGAUUCAUUACCGGUUCAGAACUGAUUGGAACCGGUUCAGUUUUCUCGGAAAUUCCAAGACCUUUCCAACGAUCCCAAACAUGAUCCCAUUCGCUUUAUAAAUGCGCUUUCUAGACCGUUUUUAAUCUUUGAUCUUAAAAAUCCGCUUUUAUGAAUAAUUCAAUGGUAUUUUCGUAUGUGGAGGAAAUAUUCGCCUAGUAAUAUCUAAAACAUACAAAAAAAAAGAAAAAAA
Messenger RNA from Phlebotomus papatasi, 4240 nucleotides. It is a transcript of the gene gammaCOP, whose product is annotated as coatomer subunit gamma. The record is from RefSeq and is a predicted model, not a curated record. The coding region runs from base 130 to 2910 and encodes 926 amino acids. NCBI's taxonomy places the organism in Eukaryota, Metazoa, Arthropoda, Insecta, Diptera, Psychodidae. The transcript is spliced from 6 exons. Gene Ontology annotation, cellular component: endoplasmic reticulum-Golgi intermediate compartment; Golgi membrane; endoplasmic reticulum. Gene Ontology annotation, molecular function: structural molecule activity. Gene Ontology annotation, biological process: intra-Golgi vesicle-mediated transport; protein secretion; endoplasmic reticulum to Golgi vesicle-mediated transport.